AGAGAUCGAAGAGGAACAGAGCAACUCGACCAUCUUCCUAAGUUAAUCAUACAAUUUAACUAAGGAGUUUGUUUGUUCGUUUGUUAGAUCUGUUUCUUGUUGUUACUUCUUAUCUUUACGCAAGUAUUCUGCUCUCUCCAUAGAAAUCUUGCCCAAGUUUAAGCGACUAUGAAACGACUGCGGGAUGACGAUGAUGAUGAUUAUGAUUAUGAUGAUGAGGAUUUUCAUAUUAAUAACUCGCAACUUAAGCGCUCGUCUGGUUCUUCUCGUGGAGAAUCUUAUGGACAGCCUCAGAUAUCUUUAGAUGGUGGUGGUGGUGGAGGAGAUAUUGUAGUGGAUGGAGGGAAUGUAGGAGCUUCUAAAGGUACGCAGAAGCUCACAACGACUGAUGCCUUAACCUAUAUCCAACAAGUCAAAGAAAUGUUUGAGGACCAUAGCAAAUAUGACAUGUUUCUUGCUCUCAUGAAAGGAUUCAAGGCUCAAACAAUUGAAACAGAGGGUGUCAUAGAGAAGGUGAAAGAGUUGUUCAAAGGGCACAACAAUCUGAUUUUUGGGUUCAAUGCAUUUUUACCGAAAGAUUAUCAUAUUACUGUAAUCGACGAGGAAGAGACGCCACCAAAGAGAACUGCUGAAUUUGAAGAAACGAUCAAGUUUGUGAUCAAGCUAAAGAAACGCUUCCAAAAUGAUGAUCAAGUAUAUAAAUCAUUUCUGGACAUUUUGAAUAUGUACAGAAAAGGUCAUAAAGACGUCACUGAGCUCUAUCAAGAGGUGGCCAUACUUUUCGGACGGCACCAAGAUUUGGUUGAGGAGUUCAUCAGAUUUUUACCUUAUACUUCAGCAUCACAAGUCCCUUCAGGGCAACAUUCUUUUCAACUCGAUGAUCGCAACUUUGCAAUGACUGCAACACAUCAGGCACCUAUAGACAAGAAACGUCGAAGGGGCAGACCAACUACUUUAGUUACAGAUCAUGAUCAAAGCCAUGAACCCAUUGAUAGUGAAAAAGAUAAAACAAUAAUAAAAAUGCAAAAGGACCUGAAAAAACACGCUGAAAAGGACAGCAAGGAGAGAAGAACACAUGAUCGGAAGGAUAGGGAACCUGAAACUGACAGUAAUAGGGAAUUCAAUAUGCAACGAGUUCAUGAAAAUCGAAAGUCUAAUCCGAAGAUUGAAGACUUCCGAAUGAAUCCUCUUGUCACCUCAUGCAAUGAUAAAAAAUCUAGAAGAAGUGUUUACAAGGAAGAGUUCAUUUUCUGUGAGAAUGUCAAGGAAAGGUUGGGUAGUUUUGAUGAUUAUCAAGCAUUUUUGAAGUUUCUUCAUAUUUAUAGCUCAGAAAUAAUUACCAGAAAGGAAUUGCAAGGUUUGGUAUCUGAUCUACUUGGAAAGUAUCCAGAUCUUAUGGACGGGUUCAAUGAAUUUUUGGAACAUUGUGAAAAUAUUGAUGAAUUUCUGGCUGGUUUUAUGAAUAAAAAAUCUUUGUGGAGUGAUGGGAAUGGAUGCAACCCCGUGAAGAAAAAAGUUCAUAAAAAUGAAAUGGAGCCAAAAGAGAAAGAUAAAUGUAAGGAAAAGUAUAUGGGGAAGUCCAUUCAAGAACUUGAUCUGUCUGAUUGCCAAAGAUGUACACCAAGUUACAGGCUACUACCUGAUGAUUAUCCAAUACCAAUAGCAAGUCAGAGAUCGGAACUUGGGACAAAAGUUUUGAACAAUCGCUGGGUUUCUGUAACUUCAGGCAGUGAGGAUUACUCAGUUAAACACAUCCGCAGGAAUACGUAUGAAGAAAAUCUUUUUAGAUGCGAAGAUGACAGGUUUGAGCUUGAUAUGUUACUGGAAUCUGUGCGUGCAACUGCUAAGCGGGCAGAAGAACUAUUGAACAGACUUAAUAACAACACUGUCACUCCAGAUAGUCCAAUCCGUAUUGAAGACCAUUUCACAGUUCUCGACUUUAGAUGCAUUGAACGCCUGUAUGGUGAUCAUGGUUUGGAUGUAUUGGAGAUCUUAAAGAAGAAUCCUUGUGUUGCAUUGCCUGUUUUACUAACUCGCCUUAAGCAGAAGCAAGAGGAAUGGACACAGUGUCGAACAGAUUUUAACAAGGUUUGGGCUGAAAUAUAUAGGGAGAAUCACUGCAAAUCGCUUGAUCAUCGUAGUUUCUACUUCAAGCAACAAGAUUCAAAGAACUUGAGUAUAAAAUCCUUGGUUACCCAGAUCAAAGAAAUUAAAGAGAAAACACAUAGGGUUGAUGACGGAUCUUUCUCUCUCAUGGCCAGAAAUAGAUAUCUAAUAAUUCCAAAUCUAGAUUAUGAGUAUGUUGAUGCUGGAAUUCACGAGGACAUGUAUAAACUGGUAAAGUAUUCAAGCAAAGAAGUUUGCUCUACAAAAGAACAAUUUAAUAAAAUUAUGAAGCUGUGGACCAGCUUCUUGGAGCCAAUGCUGGGAGUUUCUUCUAGGUCACAUGGAAUAGAGGGUACCAAUGAUGAUGUUAAGUCAAGGCAACCUGGUCCUGGUGCAUCUGCGUUUGCAACCAAUGAUGAUAUUCUUGAAAGCAAUCAUGAAGGGAAAUCAGAUGAUAAUGAGGAUGGCAACAAUUCGAGAGAACCUCAACUGGAGGAUGGAGAGUUAUCUGAAACCAAUAAUGUUAUUAUUGGUAGACAUCUAGAGGAAACAGAAAAAGAAGAGGGUGAGCUGUCUCCAAAUGAAGAGGAGGAAGGAGAGCAUGAUCACAAGGGUGAGAGUGAAUGUGAAGUCAAGGAAACGCCAGCUGUCCACUUUGGUGGGACAAACUAUAUUUCACAACCUAUGACGGAUUCUUUUUUGCAAACUGCAAAGCCAUUGGCAAAGCAUGUGAGUUCAAUGUUACCUAAGAAUGAGAAAAAAGAUUCUCGGGUUUUCUAUGGAGACGAUACUUUCUAUGUUCUUUUUAGGCUUCAUCAGAUAUUGUACGAAAGGUUACUAUCGGCAAAGCUGAAUUCAAAGGCUGCUGAAACUAAGUUGAAGACUGUGAAUGAUGGUAGCCCCCCUGAUUUGUAUAGCAGAUUUAUGAGCGUCCUUUAUAAUUUACUUGAAGGGUCUAUUGAUAAUGCUAAAUUUGAGGAUGAUUGUCGGUCUAUUAUAGGAAAUCAGUCCUAUGUUCUGUUAACCUUGGACAAAUUGAUUUGCAAGAUAGUGAAACAGCUGCAAACAGCUACAACUGAUGAAACCGAUGACCAGCUGCUUCAAUUGCAUGAGUAUGAAAAAUCUCGGAAGCAAAGCCAUAGUGCUGAUUCUGUAUAUUACGACAAUGUAUCUGUAAUGCUCAAGAAUGAGAACAUAUACCGAUUGGAAAGUUCUUCUGCAGGAGCACGUUUAUCCAUUCAGCUGAUGGAUGAUGGAAGCGAUAAACCUAAUGCAGUUGCAAUCUCAAUGCAUCCUAAUUUUAAUAACUAUUUGCACAAUAAUUUUCUGUCUAUUGAUUCUUCCAAAAAGGAACCAGCCGGCGUCUAUCUUCAGAGAAAUAAGCGCAAAAUUGCCGGAAUGUACGACACUUCCAAUGCACACAAGGUUAUGGAAGGUGUCACUGUCUUGAAUCGGUUGGAAUAUAAAAUGUCUUGCAGGUCAUCCAAGGUAUCAUAUGUGUGGGGCACAGAAGAUUUCUUCAUCCGCAUGAAACGGGGGAGGCGUGGUUAUCGUCGAGCAAAAGUUAAGAAAGUAUAAAGUAUUCAUUCAUUCAUAUUUGCACAGCUAAGGUAAGCUUUCAUAGGGGAAUGAUAUCGUCGGCCCAAAUAUUAAGCAUGAGGUGCCGUCAUUAUGCUGAAUCUGUAAAUAAUUUUUUUAUCAAUUGAACUUUUGUAGAGUUUUAGGUUAUUUUACAAACAUGGUAUUGUGAUUGAAAAUUUAACUAUAGUUUCAAUUACAAUUUUAUUAAUGA
This is a messenger RNA of Impatiens glandulifera, 3898 nucleotides long. RefSeq names its product paired amphipathic helix protein Sin3-like 2. The record is from RefSeq and is a predicted model, not a curated record. Bases 169 to 3684 code for a protein of 1171 amino acids. Gene Ontology annotation, biological process: negative regulation of transcription by RNA polymerase II. Lineage: Eukaryota; Viridiplantae; Streptophyta; Magnoliopsida; Ericales; Balsaminaceae. Gene Ontology annotation, molecular function: transcription corepressor activity. Gene Ontology annotation, cellular component: histone deacetylase complex; chromatin. The transcript is spliced from 24 exons.